This is a messenger RNA of Lates calcarifer (barramundi perch), 1801 nucleotides long. RefSeq lists its product as uncharacterized. Lineage: Eukaryota; Metazoa; Chordata; Actinopteri; Centropomidae. Bases 117 to 1082 code for a protein of 321 amino acids. The record is from RefSeq and is a predicted model, not a curated record. The transcript is spliced from 3 exons.
CACAAUAAAAGCUGAACACUGAUCAUCAGAUAUUCAGAUUCUCUCAACACGACUCACCUGUGAUGAUCUGAACCAGGUUGGAGCAGCAGCUGGACUUUAGUUACUGAGCCGAGCUGAUGGGGAAUCAGAACACAUGUAACCCAGAAACCAGUCAGACUGGAGACAAGAAGACUGAGAUGGAGAAAGAACUGGAUGAAUUUCUAAGGUAUCAUCUGAGAUUCUCACACAUUAUGAUGUUGGAACACAUUAUGAUGAUGGGACCUGAAAGGAUGACAUUAAUGAAGACAUUAAAUCAACCACUGAUAAAUUGUGCAACAGAAAAGUGUCAGGAUGAAACUGUUCGUCAGUGGCUGAGACAGAACUCAGAGUCUGAUACUUUCAUCAAACUCAAGGACAUGUUUCAUUUCCUGAAAAAACACAUUGAUGAAGAAGAGAAGAAGAACCACAGUGACAGUGUGGACAUCACCUUUUUGGCUCAUGGAUCGAUCAGAGGCUCCAUGAUCCCAGCCAGCUGUCUGCUGCCUCUGUCCACCAUCACAGACGUGCUCCUCUAUUCUCCCUGGAACUGCGCCAUUUAUGCUGGUGCAGCAUACGGCAUUGCUACAGGACUCAUGAAACCUCAGCACAGAGUUUUUCUCUGUGGGAAAAAAGACCACUGUCAAAUUCCCAAUGAAAAACAUUGUCCCAUCAAACUGCCCAACCACUGGAACUCAAUGAGAAGAGCUGGAGAUCAGAUGAUUCCUAACAUCAUGCUUAGUCCUUUAAAACCACCAAAGGACAGCUACUGGAGAAGCUUUGAGGCUCUUACAAAGACACAUGGUCCACCAGGAAGAAACCGGAUCAUCAUCCCGUUCAUCGUCCCAGGAGAGACAAGUGUCCCCUUCUCUGUGGUCACUUUGGCUCUGUCUCUGGUCCUCCUCUCCUCCAGGUUUAAAGCCACCGUCCACCUCGCUGCCUGUCUGAGUGAUGGAUCUGUUGGACAGAAGUUUGACAGGAAGUAUCUGGAGGAGCAGUACGUCUGCACCAUCGACAACACUGUGAUGACAGCUUCAGACGACAUGUUCAGCAGGAAGUUUGGUUAAACAUUGUCCACGUGUUUGAAACCACUUCAGGGUCAAAACUGAACAAACCAGAGUCAGAGAGCAUCAAACCGUAAAUUAAGAAGCUUUUCAAGUUUUAUUUUCUGUAUUUACUUUACAGACCCAUGAUCCACAGGUAUGUGAUAUAUGAAACCCAGACUGUAGGAAUCCUAUCCAUAAUGUUGUCAGACACACUCUGAGUCUGUCAGUGGUAAAAACAAGAACUUCAGUGGACGGACUUUGACGUGGAUGAUUGUCCAUUGGAUUACAUUACAGCAGCUGUUGGUGGAGGCUGGGUUCACUGUUCUUGAUCAGAACUGCACCGUGGCUUUAAAAGGACAUUUCUGGGUUCAGCUGUCCAGUUCAGUCGAGUUUAGAAAAACCUGCAUAAAGUAGCAAAGAUGAUUAAGAUGAAAAUCUUCAUGUUCAAUACUGAAAAAUCUAUGUUGUGCUGGGUGUUUUGAUUUUUACUGCAGAAAUCUCAGCAGAGCAUUUUUAUAGUCUCUGUUCUACCUGUUAUUGUUUCUCUAAAGUAACUUUUGUUUUUUUGUCCAAAUCAUAUAAUGUUUGAACAUUUGCUCUGACAUAAACUUCCUGACCUGUAGAUGGCAGCAGGAUGAAGACAGAGUGGAAAUAUGGAAAAAGAAAUGUAAAAAUUAAUGGAUACUUUUAUUUAUUUAGGACAAAAUCAUUAAGCUUCAAUAAAGGUUAAAUAAAAAUGA